AUUCUCCUUUCCCCAUGAAUAAGCUGUUGUUGGUCGCAAUCCCGACGGCGACGCUACUGGUCUUGUACCUCCAGUCGCAGUCAGCCUUCGAGGUCUACAAGUCAUACAACAAACUGACCUCGUCGACGUUCACCGAGCACCCGACCUUCAAGAAAAGCUGUUAUGCCUACGAGAACCUCACCGCCAAUAACACCUGUUGCAAGAUGAAGAAAUACGCGGGGAGUGAUGUACUGAAAUGCGCAAGAGAAUUAAACGCCGAGAAAAUAUUACGUUACCGAAACUCCUUUCCGCCUUCCCAAAAUUUCACGGAGACUGGAAUAGUACACAUUGCCCUCGUGGGAGACUCUCACAUGAGGGAACUGUUCGUCGCAAUGGCCGGGCGUGUUGCUGGGAAAGGAUCUUAUAUACCAGAUUGAAGCGCAAAAUAUCUCCUGGCAAAGUGUAGGAUCGUUGUUUGACGUGAUGAGACCGAGAGUCAACAAGUUUGCAACUUUAAAUGCACGACACUUGGGCGUUCCCUUGCAACUGACUUGGUAUAAGGAUCUGGAGCUCAAGAAUUUCGUCAAGUUAACAACGAUGUGGGAGAAAGGUGAAGAGAUCAAACCUACAUUCGUUAUUACAGGCUUUGGUCUCCACUGGAUGAAGAACCGUCCUCUUCCCGUGGGAUUUCAUUACAGAAAUUUCUUCACUAACCUAGUACCUCACCUCUCACGCCUCGCCUCGACGGUUCCUGUUUUCUUCAAACUGGUUGAUUAUGUUAUUUUAGCAAUGCGCCGAAAGAACACGUCUACUGGCAUAAACUUUCAGGCCACCGAGAUGUACAACGACAUCGCACGGCAGCUAUUGCAAGGAACGGGCGUGGUCCUAUGGGAUUCAACGCUACCGCUCUCGGUCAUCUACGCCAAUGAAUGUAUGAAGACAAGGAGACUCACGCCCAUAACCUACGACUGGAAAUGUCACGACGUCAACCACCUCGGAUACAUUAUGCUGGAGCAGUAUGCUGAUAUGGUGUACAAUGGGAUCUGUAAUAGAUAUCUGGAUCUAAGUGAUGAGUAUUGUAAUGUUAAUGGGUAAAAAGAUGAUUCAUGUAAAA
This is a messenger RNA of Penaeus monodon (black tiger shrimp), 1093 nucleotides long. RefSeq lists its product as uncharacterized. Lineage: Eukaryota; Metazoa; Arthropoda; Malacostraca; Decapoda; Penaeidae. Bases 463 to 1074 code for a protein of 203 amino acids. The transcript has 5 exons. The record is from RefSeq and is a predicted model, not a curated record.